Cetraspora pellucida is the source of this 749-nucleotide messenger RNA. NCBI's taxonomy places the organism in Eukaryota, Fungi, Glomeromycota, Glomeromycetes, Diversisporales, Gigasporaceae. The record is from the annotation of a GenBank genome assembly.
GUCAAUCUAUAUAUGAUUAUUGUAUAAUCACUGAAGAGCAUAAAGAAUAUCUUUGGUCUUCAAAAAAUUAUUCCAAUAUAUCUCAUCAUACUGGUCAAUUUCUUGAUAAAGAAAUUAUUAAUGUUGUUGAAGAUAUUGGUCCUGAAAAAAUAGCCACAAUUGUAUCUGAUAAUGCAGCUAAUAUUCUUUCAGAACAUGAGAAUGAUCUUAAACCUCAAAUUAAGGACAUUCUUCGCGAUCAAAUUUUUUAUGAAGAUUGUCGGCUUAUUGCAUCUAUUCUUCAUCCUUUCAAAAUUUCUGUUGGAUGUCUAGAAUUGAGAACCUCUAAUCUCACUGAUUGCUAUGUCUAUUUAGUAUUAUUAGCAAAUGCAAUUUUUCGUAUACCAAAUCAAAAUAUAGCAUUUAAAAAUUAUUGUAGCGGCAUUGAUUCGCAAAAAUUUCAUGAUAUUAAUAUAAUAGCUGUACAGAUUUGGAAAGAUAUAGGACAUGAUCAAGAAUUGUAUAUCUCAGCAGAUAACGACAAUAUUAGUACAGAAAUAGAUAUAUCUCAGAUAUAUACUUUAGAUAUUAUAAAGGAUAUAGAUAUUGGGCUGCAAAUGUUCAAUAUAGACCAAAGAACAUGUGAAGAGGAGGUAACAGGCAGUUCAAGAAGACAAGCUAUUGUACUAGAACCACAACGCAAUGAUUUUGAUGUUGAAUCACUAGCUAGAAAUAUGUCAAUAGAAAUUAACAAUGUUGAGGAUUCUUAG